This is a messenger RNA of Strongylus vulgaris, 504 nucleotides long. NCBI's taxonomy places the organism in Eukaryota, Metazoa, Nematoda, Chromadorea, Rhabditida, Strongylidae. The record is from the annotation of a GenBank genome assembly.
UUGAUUCUAGGCAAUAGUUUUUUCAAAAAAAAUUUUAAAUGGAGAUCUUAUAAAUUUUUAUAUCCCUACAAGUUUCUCAUUUUAAUAGGUGGUUCUUUAUUCGAUAAAUGUUCAGAAUCACGAAUUCUUCUUGGAUCCAUCAGCAAAAAGGUACUUAGCGAACUAAUCGAAAAUAAAGUUGGACAUCGAGCACGUCAGUUGGACACAACAAAGAAGAUUUGCUCGGAUGUGUUACGCCGUUCACUCUACCGCAUCACGUAUCCCAAACGCAAAAAAGGACUGUUUGAUUUAUACGGGGAAGAGCGCGCUAAAUGGGAGGUUGAACAACUAUCCAGUCCUCUGGAUCUACAACCAUGCCACAUCGACUCGGCUCCCUUCCAACUUGUCGAGAAUACUUCAAUCUUUAAGAUCCACUCCGUAUUUUCGCUCCUGGGCUUGCGGCGAGCCUAUGUGACGAAACUUGGCCGUUUGGUAGGAGUUGUGUCUCUCAAAGAGGUAUGUUAG